Saitoella complicata NRRL Y-17804 is the source of this 1060-nucleotide messenger RNA. RefSeq lists its product as uncharacterized. Gene Ontology annotation, molecular function: carboxy-lyase activity. The transcript has a single exon. NCBI's taxonomy places the organism in Eukaryota, Fungi, Ascomycota, Saitoellomycetes, Saitoellales, Saitoellaceae. Gene Ontology annotation, biological process: secondary metabolic process. Gene Ontology annotation, cellular component: cytosol; cytoplasm. The coding region runs from base 372 to 764 and encodes 130 amino acids. The record is from RefSeq and is a predicted model, not a curated record.
GUGAACUAACGGUUCAGCAGCUGUAAGCUCUGUACCAUAGUUCAGCUAAGUCCUCCAUCAACAAGCACCUACGCAGCAAUCUCUGUCCACCCGCUCUAAAAGUAUGCCCUUGAUCAAACCGAACAACUAGAUCGAUAUCCAUGGCCACUUCUACCCACCAAUGACCGAGGAGGAACGUGUAGCCAAAUGGGAAGCCAUGAAGAACGAGAAUUUCAUGAUCCGGAGCCACCUCAAUGGUCGCCGGAAGCGACGUUGGCUUAUAUGGAUAAAGCCGGGAGACAGAUGCUCUUACUCUCGAACAUUCCGAAAGGAUUGGAUGCAAUGAAGGCCAGUAAUGAGUAUGCUGCUUUUCGUUAGUUAGGGAUUAUCCCAUGAGUUUUGGCUUCCUUGCGACAUUACCUACGGAUAACGUUGAUGCUGCCUUAGAGGAGGUGGAGAGGUGGGAGAAGGGCGUUGAGAGGAUCAAGGCGGAUGGUUACGCAGUCACAUGUCGAUACAACGGAGUCUACUUGUCCGAUUCGAGUUUUGAUUCUUUGCGGACCAAGUUGAAUGAGCUUGGAGCAACUGUCUUUGCGCAUCCGGAUGCUUAUGCACCCUCAGAUCUUGGGCGCCCAGCUCCUCUUCUCGAAGUAGCAUUUGAGACUGCAAGGACGAUCGUGGAUAUGCUCUACGCUAACACCACCGCCCGUUCUCCGAAUACUCAGUGGGUUUCUCGCAUGCUGGAGGUGCCUUACCAUCGCUCACCGGUAGGCUACUCGGAUUAGGCAGGGAGCCGUGGGUACCGAACCCCAAUGGCGUGACGAGGGGGCAGAUGAAGGAAGCGCUCAAGAACAAGCCUGAAAGAGGUCGUAUCAUCUCAUCAAUACAUUCCAGUGCCUUUCUUCGUUCAGCAGCCCUCCUUCCAGACGCUGACUGAACCCUUAUCGAUACCGCGAAGUCCCGUGACGUCAUCGCUAACCUGUGAAUUCCGAGGUUUACCUCCACCGAACCCCAAUCUCAGUUAGCCAUCAAAAUCAUGUCACGGGUCGCUUUCGAAGUCUUCGGAAACGUCCAAGGCGUC